Molecule: messenger RNA, 1026 nt
Organism: Sorghum bicolor (sorghum)
Lineage: Eukaryota; Viridiplantae; Streptophyta; Magnoliopsida; Poales; Poaceae
Product: putative non-inhibitory serpin-10
Exons: 1
Coding region: 1-1026 (341 amino acids)
Molecular function (GO): serine-type endopeptidase inhibitor activity
Source: RefSeq, a predicted model, not a curated record
AUGGACUACUGCUUGCAAGUCGCUUGGUACCCUGGCAUGGAGGCGAUAACCAACCAAUCCAAUUUUAUCUUCUCGCCUAUGUCCCUCAGGGCUGGGCUCGCGCUGCUCGCCGUGGGCACGCAGGGCCCGACGUUGCGGCAGCUGCUCACGUUCCUGGGCUCCGAAAACACGCACCACCUCGACGCAGCCACAGCGAGGCUCCUCACCAACGUGAGCACGUGGCCACAGCUCUCCUUCGCCGCCGGCAUCUUCGUGGACCGCACGCUUUUCCUCGCGCCGGAGUUCGUGUCCUCCGCCGUCUCUGCUCACUACGCCGUCGCAAGGUCUGUCGAUUUCAAGAAUCAGCCUGCGGCAGCGACCGCUGAGAUGAACGCUUUCGUCGAGCAGGCCACGGCGGGGCGCAUACGCAACCUCCUGUCCGAUGGCGCGGUCCACGGCGACACCAAGGUUGUCCUCGCCAACGGUAUGCACUUCAAGGCGACGUGGGCACGGAGGUUCGAUCCGUCGAACACCGUCCGCGACAACUUCUACCGCCGCAACGGCGAGCCCGUGCGGGUGCCGUUCCUGUCGGACGCUGGCAUGCACUACGCCGAGAGCUUCGACGCCCCUGGACUGGGGUUCAAGGUCCUCCAGUGCUUCUACAAGAUGGUGGGGCGUGACGGCAAGCUGGACCCCAAGGCGCCCUGCUUCUGCAUGCUCAUAUUCCUGCCGCACAGGGACGACGGGCUUCGCGACCUGCUGCGCCUGGCCGUCACUGAGCCGGAUUUCGUCAUGCGGUGCGCGCCACGGCGCGAGCAGGCAGUCUGCCCGUGCAAGGUCCCCAAGUUCAAGUUCUCCUUCACGUUCGACGCGGUGACCGCGCUCUGGCAGCUCGGGCUGUCCGCGCCGUUCGCGGACGGUGCCGACCUGUCGCGGAUGGUGUCGAACAUGCCACGCGAGGGGAUCUACGUGUCGGCCGUGAGGCAGACGUGCGCCGUGGAGGUCGACGAGGAAGGCACGACAGCGGUUGCCGCUAUGUACUGUUAG